Phaeoacremonium minimum UCRPA7 is the source of this 1860-nucleotide messenger RNA. RefSeq names its product putative sas10 utp3 family protein. Gene Ontology annotation, cellular component: nucleolus; small-subunit processome. Bases 1 to 1860 code for a protein of 619 amino acids. The record is from RefSeq and is a predicted model, not a curated record. The transcript has a single exon. Gene Ontology annotation, biological process: maturation of SSU-rRNA from tricistronic rRNA transcript (SSU-rRNA, 5.8S rRNA, LSU-rRNA). Lineage: Eukaryota; Fungi; Ascomycota; Sordariomycetes; Togniniales; Togniniaceae.
AUGGGAAAAAAGAGAAAGGCAUCCCCCCCCUCUGGGGGCAGCGGCCCAAAAGACUUCGACCCCACCGAUGCACGACUGGGACCCGUCACCACCUACGAGGACCUUGCUGAUUCCGAGGAGGAGUACUUCAUAAACAAAGACAAGAUACUGCUAGAAGACGAGCCCCGAUCCAAGCGUUUGAAGAGACAACAAGAGGAAGACGACUUCCUUGAGCCGUCCGACGAGGAGAUCCUCGACUUCGAUGAUCAGUCCGAGGAAGGGGAGGACAGCGAUGAUGAGCCGGAAUUGCAGAAGGGCAAGGCGGCUAAGAAAGUUGUAGAAGACUCGGAAGACGAACAAGAAGUGAACGAAGAAGGAGACGCCAGCUGGUGGGGAGACUCGAAGCAAGAAUACUACAAUGCCGAUAACAUCGAGACUGAAGCGGAUGCGCUCGAGGAGGAGGCUGAGGCACGCAGGUUGCAGCAGAAGAAGCUAUCUAAGAUGUCUGAGGCUGAUUUCAUCUUUGAUGAGGACGAAUGGCUGGCUCCGGAUGCUGAGGCCGAGGGCGGCGAGGUCGUGACAGAGGUUCUCAAGGAUCUUGAGAUUACAGACGACAUGGGCCCUGAAGAACGUCUACGGAUCCUGCAAGCACGUUACCCUGAGUUUGAAUAUCUGGUUGAUGAGUUUCAAACACUGCAGCCUCAGUUGGCUGCCUGCCAGAAGGAAGCCGAGGGCAAGCCGAGCAAGUCUCUGGAGGUUGUAAGACACUGGGUGCUGGGAAGCUACAUUGCAGCACUUGCUAGCUACUUCGCUAUCCUGACAUCUCCUGCCCGGGAUGCUGAUAACACGCAGAAGCCACUCGAUCCUGCUGAGCUCAGGGACCACGAGAUUAUGGAGACUCUCGUUGGCUGCCGUGAGGCAUGGCAGAAGGUGAAGAGUCUCAAGCCGUCAAGGACCUCAGUUGCAGCGCUUCCUUCGCCCCCUGAAGAUGAAUCGGACGCUUUUGAGCAGUCGCUGGUCACAAAGAAAGCCGGCAAGAUAUCCAAGGAUCUGGGCAUUAAUGGCGCUGAGAAGAAGAAGAAGAAGGCAGACAAGGAGAAGCGAGCCAAGGCGAAGGAGAUAGAGGAGUCUCUCGCAGAUCUAUCUGCUCUGCUUGACACCUCCAAGAAAUCCAAGAAAGUCAAGUUUGCUACUUCGACGACCGCACAGGCUGAUGAUGAUCGUUCCGAUUUCGGCGAGGAAGAUAUCAUUGAUGCUAGGACAGCAGCUGACAAGGUGGCCAAGAAGAAGAGUUUGCGGUUCUAUACCUCGCAGAUCGUUCAGAAGGCAAAUCGCCGGUCAGAUGCUGGACGGGAAGCCGGUGGUGAUGUGGAUAUACCGUACAGAGAGCGUCUCAGGGACCGCCAAGCCCGACUGAACGCGGAGGCUGAGCGACGAGGUCAGAAGGACUCCAAGCAUGGCACUGCUCUGGGCGAGGACAGCGGCGGUGAGGAUGACGAUGUCGCAAACCGCCUGCGGGAUGAUGAGGAUGAGUAUUAUGAUAUGGUCGCCGCCAGAUCUCAAAGGAAGAAGGAUGACAAGGCCGCCAAAUAUGAGGCUCUCGCCGCUGCCAGCAAGGCAGAUAGGGUGAUCGAGCGGGAGGAGGUUGGCGAGGACGGCAAGCGGAAGAUCACAUAUGCCAUUCAGAAGAACAAGGGUUUGACGCCACACAGGAAGAAGGACGUCAGAAACCCAAGAGUCAAGAAGAGGAAGGCGUACAUGGCCAAGCAGCAGAAGCUUGGAAGCAUGCGUGCUGUCUACAAGGGAGGUGAAGGCAAGGGUGGUUACCAAGGCGAGUUGACAGGUAUCAAGUCGGGUUUGGUCAAGAGUGUCAAGCUGUGA